AUGUUUAUGAACACUAGCGUGAGAGCUGAAGUAUUACGUUCCGGCGAACACUAUUUCACCCUGCACAACAGACUUCAAGUAGAACACGCUCUCCGAAUACUUAACGCCCUGCUCCGGAUUCAAAAUCAGGCCAAAGGAAUAGACGAAUUGAGGGCUUACCAGGAAUAUUACGACGAGGAACUUCUCAGGAGACUCUCAAAAUUACUUAGCAUCGACUGGGCGCAUUACGUCAACAUCAACGCAGAGACUUUCUUGGAUAAGCUAGAGGCACAAGACGAAUUCGAUGCUUGGGUCAAGUCCGAGUGGAAGUACAACAUCUCAUCGUUCAAUCUCUCAGAACUGAACGAAGCAGUCGGUGAGGAAAAGCUCAAACGGUUCUUCAACAAGGUUUCGGGU
Molecule: messenger RNA, 396 nt
Organism: Notodromas monacha
Lineage: Eukaryota; Metazoa; Arthropoda; Ostracoda; Podocopida; Cyprididae
Source: the annotation of a GenBank genome assembly